GAGAGGCAGCAAAACAAACCACACAGUAGGUAUUCAUUCGAUACAAGUAUCUAUGAGUUCGUGCCAGCCAUCCAGCUCUGCCACAGUUGGUAUGGCGUUUUGAAUCUCUUCAAUGAAUUUGAAGUCUACGUGACGCACGACGACAGAGCUGUAGCCUCAUAACUGCUGCCUGCAACUGCAGCGCCGGAUAAAACAUUUGUAAACUUUGAAAAUUUGGCUAUUUGUGCGGUGGUAUUGCUGUUGGACGUAACUAACAUUUAUAACGCGCUCCGAGUUCGGUUCGGGUUUUUAUUAUUAUCGGGAUUUGUCAGUAACGGUACGGUACGUCUUCAUCGGUCAUUGUUGUCAUCGUAGUCGUCGUCUUCAAUUAAAUGUGGCUGGCGCGCGUGAAUUUAAUGUCAAUCAAUAGAGAGUCGGCUUCAUAACACGGCGCGGCAAUUCAAGUUGGUCGAGACAAUACGUUCGAAAAAAAAAAAAACAAAACGAAAAAACCCAAAAAAAUCGAAAUUCGGUUAAUUGAUUUCAAAACAAUUUUGAAUGUCAUUUCCUACUCUCUGUAGAAAAAAAAAUUCAGUGUAACCGAACAAAAAAGGCAAACCGAUAAAUACCAAAAUUGUAUUGAAAGAAGAAAGAAAGCACAACAAAAAAAAAACUUUAAUCCAAGCAAUUAAAGAAAAACAAAUCCAAAGAAAAAAGCAUUUUCCCCAAAAAUAAAAUACAAAAAAACAAUAACUGCCAAAAAAUAUUUUAUUUUAAAUACUCAUAAGAAAGAAAAUAAAGAACGUUAGUAGCAAACAAAUCACCUGGAUUCCUUAAAAAAAGGCGAAUUAUUACGCGGAUAACAACAGUGUGUCUCCUGGGUGUUUAACUUUGUUGUCCGCACUCCAUCAACAUCAGUUUUAAAUAUUUAAACCGACAGAGGAACUGGGAGCAUUUCUUGUCAUCAAGCAUAUUAUCAGCAGCAGUCGAAGAACAUCCGCAUCAACCAUCAUCACAAUGCGCCGUAAUGUUAAAUUGAUUGUUUUUGUCAGCGUCAUCUGGAUGUUUGUCCUGGUUUAUUAUUUUCAAACCAACACUGAAAAGGUGGAAAAUCGUGCUCUAAGGUUACGUGAGGCUAUGCAACAAUACCAGGAUGAAACAGUGCCCUCGGCAUCGGCCUUAAGGCAACAGACACAACAGCAGCAGCAGCAACAACAACAGUUAUUGCUGCAGGAUACUGCAAAUCAGCCACUACACUUCGGACCACAACAGAAUGCGAAUGGCUUGCAUGUCAAUGUCAUAGCAUCUAGCGAUGAUCCUGGCGGAUUGCAUGCCCGUAUUGGUGGUUUAGGUCUGAACGGUUUAUCACCACAAGAGGAGACAUCACGCCUCAUUAUAUCCAGUGGCUUGGCAGCCUCGCCAAAUGGUGCUGCCGUGGCUGGAGCUGGAAAUAACGGUGAUUGGGAAUAUUUCGAUGAGGCUGGCUACAUUCGUGGCGGAGCAUUACGGACGGGUGAAGAUCCAUACAUACGCAAUCGUUUCAAUCAGGAAGCCAGCGAUGCGUUGCCGAGUAAUCGAGAAAUUCCCGAUACAAGACAUCCAAUGUGCCGCAACAAAUCAUAUCGCAAGGAUUUGCCUGAGACCAGUGUGAUUAUAACAUUCCACAAUGAAGCUAGAUCCACGUUGUUGCGGACCAUUGUAAGUGUCCUUAAUCGCAGUCCCGAGCAUUUAAUACGUGAAAUAAUUUUGGUGGAUGACUUCAGUGAUCAUCCUGAGGAUGGCCAGGAAUUGGCGAAAAUCGAUAAGGUACGCAUCAUACGCAACGACAAACGUGAAGGCUUGGUACGUUCACGGGUACGCGGUGCCGAUGCUGCGGUCUCGGAAGUCCUCACCUUCCUCGACAGCCAUGUCGAGUGCAACGAACAGUGGCUGGAACCUUUGCUCGAACGUGUCAAAGAGGAUCCCACCCGUGUCGUGUGCCCCGUUAUCGAUGUCAUCAGCAUGGACAACUUCCAGUACAUUGGCGCUUCGGCCGAUUUGCGUGGCGGUUUCGAUUGGAAUCUCAUUUUCAAAUGGGAAUACCUGAGUCCGGCCGAGCGAACGGCACGUCAACAUGAUCCGACCACAGCCAUUCGAACACCCAUGAUUGCCGGCGGUCUGUUCGUUAUCAAUCGAGCCUAUUUCAAUAAACUGGGCAAAUAUGAUAUGAAAAUGGACGUGUGGGGCGGUGAGAACCUCGAAAUCUCAUUCCGUGUAUGGCAGUGCGGUGGCAGCCUGGAAAUUAUACCAUGCAGUCGGGUGGGCCAUGUGUUCCGCAAACGUCACCCGUACACGUUCCCUGGUGGCAGUGGCAAUGUGUUUGCACGCAAUACCCGACGUGCUGCUGAAGUGUGGAUGGAUGAUUACAAGCAAUACUAUUAUGCCGCAGUGCCGUUGGCCAAGAAUAUUCCGUUUGGCAACAUCGACGACCGUUUGGCUCUCAAGGAGAAAUUGCACUGCAAACCAUUCAAAUGGUACUUAGAAAAUGUUUAUCCUGAUUUACAAGUUCCUGAUUCAUAUGAAUUCGGCCAAUUUCGCCAAGGUGAUUUCUGUUUGGAUACCAUGGGAAAUUUGGCGGAUGGCACAGUUGGUCUCUUCCAGUGCCACAACACUGGUGGCAAUCAAGAGUGGGCCUACACCAAGCGCCAGCAAAUAAAACACGAUGAUCUCUGCUUAACACUGGUGCAAUUCUCACGCGGCUCACAGGUCAUCAUGAAACUAUGCGACGAUUCGGAAAAUCAAAAAUGGGUGCUGCGUGAAGGCGGUUUUAUACGGCAUCACAAAUUGAAUGUGUGCCUGGAUUCCAGGGAUCACACACAGGUCGGUGUCUCCGCGCAGCGAUGCAAUUCGGCAUUGGAGACCCAACGAUGGUUGUUUACCACAACAAAAGCGUGAGGACGACGAGGACAACAACAACCACACCACCAACAACAGCAGCAGCAACGCAACAACAUCACCGAUGAGGGCAGUUAAAUUCUGAAUAUGGUAUGGCAUAGGGUAUUUGGGUUUGAAAGACGAAAAGUGGAAUCCAAAACAAAAAAGAGGAUGAAGAAAAAACACAGGGGAAUAAAUAUUUGAUGAGAUGGCAUGGAUUGAUGAUGAAAAGAAAAUAAAGAACUUGACUGACUGAAGAACUUUUUUUUAAACCAACACAACAACAACAACCAACGGGGCUACAACAGCAGCUAUUACUACCACUAAAAUCAACAAAACAAUAAACGAGAAAAAACUGAGCAUUUCACGAAAAAGAAAAAAAAAACAAAGAAAAAAUGAAGAAUCAUGACGACAAACAAAUGUAGAGUAUGAACCCAACGAUGGACCCAGAGAGGAGGCUACAUUUUCACUUAAAAUCCAUCACAACAAACUGGCCAGAUUCAUUUUAUCACUGUUCGGGAGAAGCGAACGCACUGAAAGUUAGUUGGUUGACCAGAAGAAUUUCUGAGAUUCGUUUUAUGCUUUUGCCAGUGAUGAUGAUAUUAAAUAAUGAAAAGUUUUCUGUUGUUUUUGUUGAAUUGUAUUUUUCAUAAGUUUCUUUUUUAUUUUUAUAGGGCCAACAGUUGAAAGUGGUUAUAAUAUCCAUUUUAUUAAAGGAGUUUUAAGUAAUUAAAUCAUUUUUAAUUGAAAUUUAUGAACUGUCCUACCCAUCAAAUGUAUUAUAGCCAUGUUUGACUGUUAAAUGCAACAUUAAGUUUUAAUAUUCCACAAAAGGAGGUAAUUGUACGAGGAAGUAUUUAAAAUCGAUGCAGGCAAUGUUAAUGAAAGCCAUUGUCGUGUCGAUGAAAACUUAAUGACGUGGACGAUGACAAUGAGUUUAAUUUUGGUUGCAAGAGGUUGCUAUGGAAUAAAUGGAUAAUUGGGUUUUAUUUAAAUGAAUUUAUUUAAUAUUAAAUUUUAUCGAAUGCUAACGAAAUGAAAAUUACCGUGAGAGACUAAAUGAUAUUUACAAGUAGUUUAAUAAAUAAAUGAAUAAUAUUUGAAAACUCUGAAUAUCUCCACUUCGAUAAAAAGCGAUUAAAACAAUUAUAAGAUUGGAACACAUUCAUAAUUUCAAGGUAUUCUAUGGAUUGAAUGGCCUUAACAGGUAUUCUGUAAAUAGAAGACACCUAUUAAAUUGUCUAUGGAUAGCAGGUUUUCUUUUAUCUAGAGGACUUUCGUCCUUUCGCGUUCUACUAAUAAAAUAUAUUUUAGGUGUUCCUUCCACCAAAGACCAGCUGGGGUGUUCAUUCCGCGUUAUAUAUUUAUGAUCUACUGGGAGACUUCAGUACAGGGUAAGGUAAAAAAAACUGCAACAGAGUCACACGCCAUAAUUUUUAUAUAUUUUGUAUACCCUACACCACAAGGUGGUCAGGGUAUUAUGUCUUUGUGCAUUUGUUUGUAACAGGCAAAAGGAAACGAGAUAGGAUCACAUUCUGAGUCGAUUUAUGCAUGUCCGUCCGUCCGUCUGUCCAUGUAUUUUUGUAAACAAAGUACGGUUCGCAUUUUUUGCCCUAUCCAGAUGAAAUUUUGCACAAAUCAUUUGUUUUGCCCAAGGACGAACCCUAUUGAAAUUGGAGAUAAUCGGUCAAAAUUUAGAUAUAGCUCCCAUAUAUAUCUUUGUCCGAUUUGCCUUUUAUUGUGCACCAAACGUGUAAUAUCAGUCCGAAUAGUAUGGAAUUUUGCACGUACGAUCAGAUUGGACCUGAAAAUAAGUAUGCCAAAUAUGAUCGAAAUCGGUUCAGAUAUAGCUAUAGCUCCUAUAUAUAUUGUUCAUCCGAUUUGUUAUUUUUGCCCCCCGCAGCCGUAAUAUGCACGCUGUAACAACAAUAUUUGGGGAAAUAUAUCAAAUACAGCUCAGAAAUACAUUUGCUAAAUUUUAUCGAGAUCGGUUCCGACUUGGAUAUAGCUCCCAUAUAUAACUUCGUCCGAUUUACCUUUUAUUGUGCACCAAACAUCUAAUAUUUGCCCAAAUUGGAUGAAAUUUGGCACUUACGACCGAAUUGAGUCUAAAAGCUUGUAUGUCAAAUUUGGUGAAGAUCGGUUCAGAUAUAGCUAUAGCUCCCAUCCGAUCCGAUUUGUCAUAUUUGUUACCCACAGUCGUAAUAUGCAACGAUAUUCAGGGAAAUAUAUCAAAUACAGCUCAGAAAUAUCUUUGCCAAAUUUUAUCGGGAUCGGUUCCGAUUUGGAUAUAGCUCCCAUAUAUAUUUUUAUCCGAUUUCAAAUUAAUUGUGCAAUGGGCAAUACAAGUCCGAAUUUAAAAGACACAAAUGCUUCGGCAUAUUUAGUCCUUUGAACUUUAAAUUAUAAUUAUAAUCAUGGCGUGUAUGAUUGAAUUCUCCCAUUAAAACGUUUAAUUGUUAUGCGGAGCUCUACUAAAUUAGCAAAGUGGUGUUGGGUAUCAUAAAGUCGGCCCCACCCGACUUUAAGACUUUCUUAACUGGUUUUUUGUUACCAACUGCUGGACAACGAAUGUUUUCUCAUCGGAGAAAACAAAAUUCGGCAGUUCACCACUUUCGGCCAAGCGAAGUAACUCUUUAGCUCUUUUGAGCCUGUUUUAUUUCUGUAUGUGUAGGUUCUUGCACUUUUUGGAAUCUGAAUGGCUUGAAGUUGAAGUUUUUUUCAUCAUCCGAACUUAGAGCGUUUUUUACGUAAGAAUGGAAACUUGUAACAUUUUUUGUCAUAGAGAACCUACUUUAGGUCUUUUCCAGAGGAGGAUCUGCAAAAGAUCUUUCAUAGAAAGACCUGCGACUGAUCCUAUGCACAUUUCUCUUGUGUUUCGUGAAUUUUUCGGUAACUUUAGCUUUUAAAUCCGUUUGAGCAGAAGUUUUACCAUUCCUAGCCAAAGUAACCCUUGAAAAUCUAUACGCUUCAUUAAAUCCAGAUCGGAGUUUAUAUCACAUAGUUUGCUAUUUAAAUAACUUCGCUAUUAUCGGCCACUAAUGAAUGUGUUUAAAAAAUAAAACAAAUUAUUUUUCUAAUAUAUUUUGACUGACUGAAGUCUGACAGGACCGCUGACUCUAUUUUCUAAAACUAUAAAAUAAAACAUCUGAAGCCCUCCUGCCGCAUCCCCAAUUAAUGUGUUGAAAAAAAAACUAAGUUAUAUAAUUAUAUUUAUAUUUUUCUAUAUUGUUUUUUAUUUUUUUAUAUCUAUAUAAAAUUUAGACUGAAAACAUACCAUGUUCUGUUUUAUAUAUUUCUUUAAAAAAUAAUGUGUUUUGCCAACCUGUAUUUUGCUCAAUUCUUUUUCUGAAAUAGGUGCGAACACACCUAAUAACAUUCCAUUAAAGCUGGCUUUGUAAAAUCCCCUUUUCUUAUUUAAAAUUUACAAACACACAUUCAUACAUCCAUCCUUUAGCUAUGACUACCAGUGUUUAAGUAAAUCUGUUCCAUUUUGUUUCCUAUGUAAAUUUCUAUGUGUUUCCUUAAAUAUAAAAUAUGUAUUUAAUUAUUAUUAUUACUAUUAAGUGUCAAUUAAUUGUUAAAUAUCUAUGAAUUUUAAUAAAAAACACAGAAAAAAAAUCAACAAAAAAAUAUUUUUUAAACAAAGCGAUUUUCGAAAACCUUUCUUCUUUGUAUUGUUUUUUUUUUUUCAAUAUUAGUUAAGAAUGUGAAGAAGAAGAAGAAAAAAAAAUAAGUUAGUUAUUUUAUUUUAUUUUUUGUUAUUUAAAUAUACAUAAGUAUAACUUAUCCCAAUCCUUCCAUUUCUAUAAUAAUAAGUUUAGUUUGCAUUUUUUAAAUUGGGUUGGUAAAACAUGGACUGGGGAAAUUGGGGUUAAGUCGUUUCACAAAUUUAGACAUUUCAAGGCACCACUGAACUGAAAAAUUAAAUAAAUAUUUAUUGAACUCAUCACAACACCCCGGAAUUUUUUCAUCCAUGUGUUAUCACGCCUAAGGUACAUUUAGUCCUGAACAUAUUAAAUGUUUUUUGUACUUAAACAUUAAUAAAUCACAAUUCAAAACUUUACAUACAAAAAAAAAAAAAAUAAAAAUUAUAGAAUCGCAUUCUCAACAUAAUAUAGAAGUGACACUGAAGAGAUGAGAUGGAAACAACUAAAACUAAAUUUAAAAUUUAUAAAACAAACAAAACAAAAAAUAUAUGUAAAUAAUUAUUUGAUAAUUAUUAAUUAAAAAAAAUAAAAAAAAUUUUAAAUGUAAUUUGUAAUAAUUUGCGUUUUUAGCCAAAAAAAAAAAAUAA
Molecule: messenger RNA, 7189 nt
Organism: Musca domestica (house fly)
Lineage: Eukaryota; Metazoa; Arthropoda; Insecta; Diptera; Muscidae
Gene: Pgant2
Product: polypeptide N-acetylgalactosaminyltransferase 2
Exons: 8
Coding region: 997-2913 (638 amino acids)
Cellular component (GO): Golgi apparatus
Source: RefSeq, a predicted model, not a curated record